Saprolegnia parasitica CBS 223.65 is the source of this 1893-nucleotide messenger RNA. RefSeq lists its product as hypothetical. The record is from RefSeq and is a predicted model, not a curated record. The transcript is spliced from 11 exons. Gene Ontology annotation, cellular component: cytosol. Gene Ontology annotation, molecular function: phosphatidylinositol-3,4,5-trisphosphate 3-phosphatase activity; protein tyrosine phosphatase activity. NCBI's taxonomy places the organism in Eukaryota, Oomycota, Saprolegniomycetes, Saprolegniales, Saprolegniaceae. Gene Ontology annotation, biological process: protein dephosphorylation. Bases 1 to 1893 code for a protein of 630 amino acids.
AUGAAGGUGCUCCGCAACGCGAUCUCGGGCACGCGGAACCGGUACACGGACGACGGCUACGACCUCGACCUCACCUACAUCCACGACCGGGUCCUCGCCAUGGGCUACCCGGCGACGGGCAUGGAGAAGACGUACCGCAACGACGUCGCCGACGUCGCAUCCUUCUUGAACAAGAAACACCUUGACAAGUACCUCAUCUUUAACCUCAGCGAGCGCCACUACGACAAGGCCAAGUUCAUGCAGCGCGUCGAAGAGUGCGGCUUCCCCGACCACCAUCCACCGCCGCUCCAGGUGCUCCUCGACAUCAUCAAUCGAAUGGCGGCCUGGUACAUGGCGGACGAGGAGAACGUGGUCGUCGUGCACUGUAUGGCCGGGAAGGGCCGUACGGGCGUCGUUGUCACGUGUUUUCUCAUCCUCAUUGGGUACUUUGAACGCGAGUAUGGCUUGAGCAUUUACCGCCAGUCGGACGAAGCGCUCGUCGACUACGUGCGUACGGUGAACGGCAUCUUCUGGAAGCGGCGCGGCCAAGGCGUCCGGUACCCGAGCCAAGCGCGGUACAUCUACUACUUUAUCAAGCAACUCGCCGAGCUCCGCGCGCCGCCCGCCCACUUUCAUUACCGCCUUCCAGACCUCCCACCGGCCUCCCACCUCUUUCUGCGACAAAUUAUCAUGACGGGCGUGCCCAACUUUGACAAUGGCGGGUGCACGCCGUUUUUGCACGUCCUGCCUGCGCCGUCCGAGCACAUCAAGACGCCGAUCGUAUACAACAGUGCGUGGGACUCGUCUGCCUUUGUGAGCUACCCGUCCGACCCGAUGACCCGCAUCGUCUUCCAGACCGAGUGCCAUCUGCAAGAGUCGCAAAUGUGCCACGUCACAUUGCACACGGACUUUCUCCGGCACACGAUGCUCCGCGGCAACAACCCCAAGAACAGCGUCACUCUCUUCAAGCGAGACAUUGAUGACGCCGAUGGCAACAAGCGCUUCCCCGACUCGUUCUCGAUCGAGCUCGUGUUUGAAAUGACACCGACCGACGAGCCGCACGCGCCGAGCGUCGCCGUCUCGCCGCUCUCGACGUCCAUGUCGACGCACACGGUCAAGCGCGGUUUCCUCGUCAAGCAGGGCGGCUUUGUCCAAAACUGGAAGCGCCGCUGGUUUGUUCUCAAGGACGGCCGCCUCACGUACUACAAGUCGGAGGAGAAGCUGCAGCCGCUCGGCUACGUGGCGCUCGAGGGAGCGACGAUCGAAGCCUGCAACGGCCGCGACGCCAAACUGCCGCGCCAUGGCUUCUUCUUCAAGGUGGACCCGCCCCAAUGCGCGCAAAAGAAGCGCGUGUACUACCUCGGCGCCGAUACGCUUGACGAGAUGCACGACUGGAUGCGCCUGCUCAAGGAGCACUGCGCGUGCGUGCCACCGCUGCUCUUGUACCGGUCGUCGUCGUCGUCGAUCUCGUUCCCCAAGCAAAUCAAGUCGGCCGAUGCACACACGCUUGGUCACAAGAUGAGCCAGACCUUCAUGAAUGGCCCGUCGUCGGCGCCGUCAGUGGUCGAGAAGCAGCGAUCGGCGCACCGGAGUUCGCUGCCGACGCGACCGACCAACUGGACCAGCCAGCGCUUUGACGACUACGUGGACGACGAUCUUCGCGGGUCGCUUCCGUCCGGUGUCGACAGCUACUACCACUAUGUGUACUCGACGGACCAGCUCUUGACGGCGAGAGAGCUGCAGCGCCACCUCAAGGCCACGCACGAGUUCGAGUCGUUCCGGCGACUUCCGCGCGCCGAUGCGAUGCAGAUCAUGCUGCUGCUCGUCGUCGAGAUGUACCCGAGCCUCCUCGAUGCGGCCGAGGACGACGGUGACAACCUCCUCGACAUGAUUGCCGAUCGAAGGGACUUUUAA